GAGUAGAGUCUUGGAAGACACAAACCUCGCCGGACGACAGGAAUGACUUAACUGAACUUAUUCCUAAAUGUUGGGGCAUCCUUUUCUCCGGCUUAAAGAGGACAACAUGCCUGAUCUCUUUGGUUUGUUUUGUUCAAUUCAAAAGGUCAGCCACUCUCCUUCCUCUCUGGAGUUCUCGUACAAUGAAGUCAACAAUUUUCUUCCCUUCGGUGGCCCUCUUCACAGGUGCUGUCAGUACUCCCCAAUCGAAUACAAAAAAUUGGACUCAUGACAAUUGCCACUCCUCGCCAGCUCAUCUAAUCCCAACAAUCUUCCUCGCCGGGGAUAGCACCGAAGCUCCAGGUGGAGGUCACAAUGGAACGGAAGGUUGGGGUCAAUAUCUCCAAUACAGCUUUGAUCUCAGCACUGCAUUCGUCAACAACUCCGCAUUCGCGGGACGAAGUGCUCGAAGUUUCACCAGAGAAGGACGAUUCCAGGCAAUCGCAGACCUAGUGAAGCCCGGAGAUUGGGUGAUCAUUGAGUUCGGACACAAUGAUGGAGGAAGUCCAUAUCCCGCAAGUUCGGAUACAGGUCGGGCGGAUUGUCCUGGUGCUGGAAAUGAAACUUGUUCCACAGUUUACGCGAACAAAACCGAAAUCGUACAAACUUACCCAACUUACUUGAUUAAUGCAUCAACAAUCUCUCUCUCCAAGGGGGCAAAAGUAAUCCUCUCCUCACCAACACCAAGCAACCCUCGGGGAAAAGGAAACUACUCGUACACUCCCUCAAUCUUCAACUACUACUCCUCUCUCGCCACCACAGAACUGGGAGGUCCUAAGUCUGGAGUCUAUUUCGUAGCCCAUGGACAAUAUGCCGCUCAGGCUAUGAGACUGCUUGGCAAGGAGGUUGUAGAUGAGAAUUACCCGAUGGAUCACACGCAUACGGCGCCAUACUUGGCGGAUGUGGUGGCGAGGAGCUUUGUGUUGGGAUUGAAGUGUGGGACGGCGCCGUUGGCGGGGUUAGUGAUGAAUGCGACAAGUAGGUUGGAGGGAGAGUUGUUAGGGACAUGUUUGAGUGCUAAUGAGACAGUGCCGAUCUGAUGGGGAAAGAAUGAUAAGAAUGCUGAUGGUGAAAAGCCUCGACACUAUUUCCAAGAUUCGCAAAUACCCCACCCCUAUCAAUUUGACGAUAGCAAAUAUCUUCAAAUUCCGGGCUUUCAGCGUCCCAACCCUUUUCUACAAUGAGA
This is a messenger RNA of Hyaloscypha bicolor E, 1225 nucleotides long. Its product is annotated as carbohydrate esterase family 12 protein. The record is from RefSeq and is a predicted model, not a curated record. Gene Ontology annotation, molecular function: hydrolase activity. NCBI's taxonomy places the organism in Eukaryota, Fungi, Ascomycota, Leotiomycetes, Helotiales, Hyaloscyphaceae. The transcript is spliced from 3 exons. Bases 183 to 1079 code for a protein of 298 amino acids.